GAUGCAUGACUAGAUAACUUUUAAAGAGUCUAUUUUAAGCUAGCCCAAGGCUUCCCUUUAAGGGAGGCCAAGAGUCGUCAGAUUACGAACGGCAUUUUGGCGCCCAAGACGCGGGGCCCCGAAAAGAGCCCAUACGCAGUAACGAUUAGAGACAAGCAGCCGUGACAUCGUGUGGCGAAGAAGACAAUCCUCUUCAAGGAACGUUUCCUUUUAGAAAGCCUCAAUCAACUGGACACAGUCCCACUUGAGGAGAAAACGAGAGACUAACGUGGCGACACCCUUCACGCAGAAACAGAUAAGAAUAUAUUUUACUCCUUCUUGACUCAUUCAUCAUGGGUGGUAAAAAUACCAAGACUUGCAAAAAUGAAGUAGACCCAGUACAGCUCCUUAUUGAAAAAGGGGUUGGCACUUAUGCUGAACUUACUCAGUGUAUGGCUAGGUGGCAUAAACUGACAGCUAAGGCUGAUAAACAAUGGCCCCUUGCAGGGACUUUUGACACAGAGCUGUGCAACAUGAUACAUGCCUUAGAGCAAGAAUCCUAUGUAUGGAAUAGCCGACAGAGAAUUAAGCAGCAGCGUAGGCUGAUUUUGCUGAGAGCAUUUAUGGACCAUGGCCCUAAGCCAACUAAUGCCCCGGCAAGCCCUACCAGUCCCAUUCCAAUUCCAGAGAGACCUCCACCAUAUGCCUCUGAACGCACACCGACUACAGGGAUUUACCCUGCAAUGGAACUGGGCUGGCCGGAUGCUUCAAUUGAAUUAAAAGGAACCCUGAGUUUUGAGAGAACAUCAGAUGAAACAAGUGACCCACCAACUACCACACCUGCGACCACACAAGAAGCUGGAGAAGGUUGCAGUAAAUACACACCCAGAACGCUAGCACCAACCUGGACAAGACCAAGCCCCGCCCAAGCCAUACCCACUGCAGGUGGCCCCUCGAUGCACGAGGAACAGAUGAGUGGUGAGACCACACCAAAGAGCAACUAUGAAAGCAGCAUGCACGAGCCCUCUGUUAGAGCCAAAGAACCAAGAUCACGCACCCCAGCUGAUGAAGAACAUCCUUCAGAUAUAGAAGACCAAUGUCCUCAAGUGCGAUUCCUAACAGCUCCAUUACAGCGGAGGGUUACUGGCGUAUUGGAAAUAGAGCCUGAAGCGAGCGCCAGACAGCGACGAGACAACUUUGAGGACACAUAUAACAAAACGGAGAAGGCUAUAGAAGAAGAACUCAAAAAACUAAUUAAUAAAGGUGUCCCAAAGAACUCAACAACCUCACACGUUGCACACGGUCUGCGUAGAAGCCGAUCUAUUGAGCUUCAAAGUCCAGUAAUGCAGGAUGAACUUGCUGACUCAGAUUUCCCUCGCACGGACUCUGAAGAGGAUGAGGACCUAAUUGGCUGGACAGCGACUCUUGACCGAACACCAACCCAAGGUCCAAGACGCUCUGAACGUAUAAGACAGAGACUGAGGUCCCACCAGCUUAGACCGUCCAAGUCAUCCCAUUUCUUCCCCAUCAUUGCCCAGGCCCAGGGUAGUAGUUCAUAUGUGCCCUGGUCCUUUAUGGACUUGAAAGGCCUGGUUGAGCAAUUACCCAACAUAACCACAGGAGGACAGAAGUGGAUCACUGCUUUUGAAGAUAAGACAUCAGGCUACACUAUAGCCAUUGGAGAUAUAAAGGCUAUCCUGUCACACUCCGUUGGAAAAACCAAAAUGGAGGACAUAUUUUCACUGGCCAAGUACAGAAACCUGGCAACAAAACAAUGCUUUGAAGACAUACCUUUCAACGCCUACCGAAACAAAAUCUGGGAUGCCAUUCGUGAAGAAUUCCCAACUGACAUGGAUCCAAGUCAACUGGAUUCACUUGAACUGAAACCUGACACCCCUGCCAUUGAAUACAUCACCAAUUUUCAAAAGAAAUGGCUAGAAGAAACGGGUACUGCUUGGAACUCCUCCAACCAGUGUCUGUUUAAGAUGAUGCUGAGAAAGAGCUUGCCCAAGGAAGUGCAAGAUGCACUUGAUGAGGUCGUGGGUCUAAAUAAUAUGGAUUGGAACAUGUUUAAAGAUCACAUCGUCCAUCAUGCGGAGCGAUACAAGAAAAAGAAGGCUCAGAAUAAAGAAGAGUUGGAGAAAAUAGCCUUGCAGCUACAAAGAGCACAGCUGACAGAGUUGAAAAAGAAAGAUAAGAAACUAGCUGACCUCAUGGCAGUGGUGGCCUCUGAUAAACCCAAAGCACCAAGUGCGACUGACCAGAUUUUGCCUGUACUGACCACGCAAGCACCUGUACAACAACCAAUGCAAAACCCACAGGGGAUGCAGCCACAACAAGUUGUUCCUGCACCGCAGACGUUUCCUGCACCUACAACUCCAAUGAUGCCGAUCAAUGCAAUGCCACAAAACCAAAGCAUGCAGCCCAAUGCUGUCCCGAUUGCCAACCCCAAUCUUAACCCACUCCAACAACCUGUGCCACCUGUUAAUGUUUAUGUUAACACAGGAUCGGGAAACAGGGGAGGACUCAGAGGAAGAGGAAGAGGUAGAGGCCGUGGGAUGCCAAGGCCUAAUAACAACCCAUUCCGCAUGCCUAAUGCGCAGACCCUGGAUCAAUUAGACACAUUUGACAUUUCAGGCCAAAAAUUCCAACAAGGUCAAGGAUACCAGCAAGGUCAAACCUACCUACAAGGCCAAGGCUAUCGACAGGCUGGAGCUUCUCCUGUUUGUUACACAUGUCACCAACCUGGCCAUUACUCAAGAAACUGUCCGAAUGCUGGAUGGUUCUGAAGAUGCCCGGAAAGCCUUGAGGGGGAGAAUAUUCAAUUGGCAGUAUCAAAUUCAUCUAGCAGUGACCCAAAAGUACAGGUUAAAAUUAAUGGUGAGAAAAACAUAUUGUUCUUAAUUGAUACAGGAGCCACCCACUCCGUAAUUGGUCCAGAAGGAGUAAAUCUUCCCCUGUCCUCUCAUCAACUAAGGGCACAAGGCUUUUCAGGGAAAACACAAACAUUAAGAUUUACAGAACCUGUACACUUAACCAUAAAUGAGCAAACUGUGGUAGCUCCCCUAUUAUAUUCAGAAGCAUGCCCAGCUAAUCUCCUAGGUAGAGAUAUACUAUGUAAAUUGAGGGCAGAUAUCAGAUGUUCACCCACUGGAUUGUGUAUAGACUUCCCAACCCCAGUAUACCAAAUGUACAUAAAAGCAAAAGAGGGAAGACCUAUCAAAGACUUGCCAACAGUUUAUUGGCUAAGGCUAGUAGAUAGCCUACUCGACAGGCUCUACCACAAGUGGGAGCCUUGGAUCGAGAGCCAUAGACCUGACAUGAAAAAGGUGUCAGAUGAUCUGCACUGUACUCUUUUGUACGAUCAUGAUAACUCACAGACUGAAUAUGAUGCAUGUUGGCAACAGUGCCUACAGGGCAAAUCAAUCACAUUAAGGACAGGAGAUAUGAUCAUAGGUCCCCAAGGAGUCGCUGUAGAAGCUAUUCUGGAUGACAACUUGUUACAAUGGUACAAGGUUGAGAAUUCUGUACCACAUGUGUCUCUUAUGGUUGCUAAAUACAAUCAACCAAUGGACUUAGGUCCGAUGGUGUUGGCUAGCAAAAA
This is a messenger RNA of Astyanax mexicanus (Mexican tetra), 3583 nucleotides long. RefSeq lists its product as uncharacterized. The transcript has 2 exons. The coding region runs from base 333 to 2768 and encodes 811 amino acids. Gene Ontology annotation, molecular function: nucleic acid binding; zinc ion binding. The record is from RefSeq and is a predicted model, not a curated record. Lineage: Eukaryota; Metazoa; Chordata; Actinopteri; Characiformes; Acestrorhamphidae.